Pseudocercospora fijiensis CIRAD86 is the source of this 981-nucleotide messenger RNA. RefSeq lists its product as uncharacterized. Bases 1 to 981 code for a protein of 326 amino acids. The transcript has 9 exons. NCBI's taxonomy places the organism in Eukaryota, Fungi, Ascomycota, Dothideomycetes, Mycosphaerellales, Mycosphaerellaceae. The record is from RefSeq and is a predicted model, not a curated record.
AUGAGUAAUGUCCACGAAUUCGACACGUGUAAGGUGUUGCGGGCGAGGCUCCCGGAAAUGACCUCGGGAGAGCAUAUGUAUCCUCCAAACAUGCGGCAUCAUCAGCCCCGUUUGCAACCGACACCGCCUCAGCUGGAAACCAAGAUAUCCCUGCUACUGUCUUCGUUCCUCUCUGCAAACCCCACGCGCAGUGCACAACAGGCUCGGGACCCGACUCCAGCUUUCAAUUUCGAUGCCCGAAGAGGACCUAUCCCAGUUAUCCCUGCCUCAAUUGCCGCCGUCAAUUUUGCCUCAUGCGAGCCACUCACUUUGACUACUGUAGCUGAGCGAGCGAGCGUAGCACAUCCACGCGGCAACGCCACGUCCACUGCCUUGGAACCAGGAGCCACUCAUAAGUCACCCAACGAUUUGACAUCACUUCUAGGAACAAGUGUCCGAGUACCGUGGCAGAUACCAGCCGUACGGAAUCGACACGGCGGCAACACAAUCACGACACAGUUGGCUCACUCCGCGGAUCUCGGCUUCUCCUAUUCUCGAUGGCACUACAAGUACAACUACCUCAGCCUUUCAUUUUUCCUAGCCUUAUCGAACACGAAACACCACCAAUACCCAUCUAUGCCGGCAAACAUGACUCGUAGAGAACAAGUCACGAUACUUGACCGACAGUCCUUAGUGGGGCCAAGAUCUACAUCUAAGCCUCGUGCCUCCGACCUCACUUCCUUCUCAAGCAUAAGUGCACCACGACCUCUCAGCCACGAAUUGCACAAUAAUCCCGCAAAGGAUCAGCAGGAGCCGAAGCAGCACUCCUCCAGCCACUACAUCGAUCCAAGUACCUGCUCGCUUGCCUGCGACGUCAAUCACUUCGCUCUGCAGCGCAUGGCGAGGGUGGCACGUGGCUUAGCGAUGCACAACGAGGAAUACUCGGAAUUGGCAAAGAAGUACGAACAUCUCGACUUGAUUCCGACGAAUGUUAGGGACUAA